CUGCCAGCGAACUAAGCAUUUCGGAGAUUCGCCAUGGCUGCAGAAAAAGAGCCCGACUCGAAGGAGGAAUUCAGCGAUGAAAAACUGAAAAAGUCUACCCGCAAGACUAAAGUCAUUGUUAUCGCUGCCUUAACAGUUUUUCUUUUACUUGGGGCGGUGGUUUCUGUGUCGCUGUAUUUGACGAUAAACCAAUCGACUCCAAGUCAGUCAAAUCGUCUAACAGAUGUAAAUUUGAAUACGGGCGAUACACUCACUUACCAAGUGGAUCAGGAUAUAGAAGCAGAAACGGGAAAUGAUAAGCAGAGAGGUAGGCUGAUAAAGUAUUACACAAAAAGAGUUCUUUUAAUAUCGAAAUUUCAUUAACACAGUUUCUAGGUUAUAUCUUUCAAAAACCAAGAAAUACACUGAUAAAAAUAUUCAAUGGAAAGAUCCUGAAAAACCAAAUAAAGCAGUUUUGAUAUAAACUGCAUGAUUACAAAGAUGAAAGUAGACUACAGUUCAUUCACCUCUCGGCCAGUCCGGUUAUCAAGUUUGCUAUGUUCCGUAAUAACUUCGUUGUCUUGCAUCGUUAGCUGUAAUUUUUGUGCUAUUUCAUCCAAUUGCUUCUUCGUAUUCUCUAUACCAACGCAAAUAUCACACUCGAAUACAUACCACAUAGAAUACAGCCUAUCAAAUUAGAUAAUAAAAUGUUAGUAAAAUGAUUCUGGCCUUGGGUGUGGCCAGUCAAAUCAAAAUUUAAUAAGUGGUUCUUUACAGUGUUGUUUCAGCACUGCUCAGCAUAAUUUUCACAAAAUGAUUAAAAUUUUCAGUGACUGUUAUCUGGCACUGAUUUUUGACAUGCAAUAAAUUAUUUUUGCUUGGCCGAUUUAAAUUUAGAGCUCGCAGUCAAUCAAAUUAAACAAAAUCAACUAAGGAACUUUUAUAACCCUUUAGGGCACUGAAUGUGCAAGGGAAGACACAUAUUUAACAUCACUAAAUAAUUCAACCCACGCAGACUCAUUUACUGAUGCACAAAAGUACAAAAAUAUAUUUUAAAGGGGUUGUUCUUAUAUCUCAGAAAAAAUUUUACACUUGAAAGUAUAAUUUCUACUCUUCAGGCACGACCCACCUGAGUGAACAAUUUUAUUCAAGAGUUCUGGUGUUAGUAACCUGUCUAAAAGGAAUGAACAAUUAACUCAGUAGAAUCAAAAACGAAAGAAACCCUUUGAUUAUACAUUUUUGAGGAGAUCCAGAUCGCGGGUUACUAGCAACACAAACAUACAAGAAAAAAAAUCUAACUUUCGUUCACUCAGCGUCUUAUUUUAGAUCUUUCAGUAAACUUUAAUCUAGUGAGAAUCAAGGCGAAUUAGCGAGAUAAAACGCAUAUAAUGACCUAAGUAAUUUUCUCUCUCGGAGAAAAAGGCCGCGUAGAAAGGGCGCAAACUACCAGUAUUAAAAAGAAAAUUUCUUUUACGUGGCUCUUUCCAUUUUUCUUUUCCUUAAAAAAAAACUGUUACUCUAAUCUUUUUUGCUGUUCAACGCCGUAAAAACACGCCAAUCAAUCAAGCGUUUCGUGAAGCCAAUACCCUCAAAAAGGCCGAAAGUAGAGUGGUUAGAACUUGUAAAACCACAAAUGGGAAACAAUAUAAGUUGUCUUCCCUUCGACUCUUGACAACCGUAAGUAAACAGCACAACUUGACGACAAAGUACUUCAGUUUGAAGCUGUAAAUAUUAAUUAGUCAUUCACGACCCCCAUUCCUUUUAUCCGAAUCAGCCUUUUUCCUUUCCGGAACUUAAAAUUAAAGUUAAAUUUACGCGUAGUUCCACAAAAUAACAAAAAAAAAUUCUUCUCAAAGGAUUCAUGAGAUUUUUUACACGGAUCAACAAACUUAUUCUCUCCCAUUUUCUGUUACACACUUAUUAAGCUGUAGCUUAAAAUUAAUCGUGAAUCAUGGCCUAUUGUUUUGACUCAACAGAGGAUGUUUGACUCUAUCUGAUGUACCAUUUGGAAAUUUUUACAAUGCAAAUAGUUUUUGGGACCGUGGACGUUCUUGUGAUAAUAACGUCCAAAAAUCAGUCUUAACAAUAUUAGCAUUUCUCAUCGAACUUUCCUGUUUCUCGACGCUACGUUAGCUGCCUGCCUUAGCACAAAUUCUCGGCAGGAAACUGGUGUCUCUUUUGCACCAACUACAUGCAAGAUCACGUGAAUGAUCAUGCAGUGAAAUUACUUCCCCACUCCCCUUCCCCUUUGCUACUAGUUAUACCUAUAAUUCUUGAUUGCUAUUUUUCAGGAACUAUACGUGCGGUAGUUGGCAUCAUGGUCCUCAACAAGACAUCCGAGGAGUACUGGUUCCUAAUGCAAUUCAACGUGUCCCAAGUGGCCGGGGAGGUGGACAUUGUAGACGGCAAUGAAACAAUAGAUUUUUUCCUGAUUCGUUUUCAUCUUGAUUCCGGGUAAAUAUCGUGUUUUCUGAGUGUGAUUUAUAUUCAUUAACUUUUUUGCCCUCGGAAAAAAAAUACUCUUGGUAUUAAACAAAAAAAAAAACAUGUGUUGUUGAAAGGCUUAGCGAAAGUGCGCUUAGCUCUUAAUGCAAAGAACUAGUCUAGAAUCCUGUCUUCAGAAAAAUAAUUUAAAAGGAAUAAUUCAAAUGGAGCAAAACAGAAUUAGAAACCCCUAUUAGCUGGAGACAACCAGUUGGAUAUGCACAAGUUUAGCAGAGGAUUUAAACUGGGGGCGUCCGCCCAGGGACUUCGAGAAUUGAACCAAAUUCGCCUGCUCGGGAAAUCCGAGUUCACUUCCCGGAAUGAUUACAUUGAACUUACUUAUACUUACUGGACAUGGGUUAAACCUUUCUUCAAACUACAUAGCAAACUGUGAUUCCGAUAGAAGAAUUCGACCUUCGAGUGACUUGAAUAAUUACUACCUUUUACCAGCAGUGUACGUAAACGAACAAAGGUUGUGAGGCGGUGCCUACAGUUUAUCGUCCUUAUCUAAGCUAGGAUUACAAAGUCAAAGCGUUUGCAGAUAACUUCAAACAAAAUAAUCUGAUGUCACUCUGUAAUGCAAAUCAAGUUUUCCUGGUCAUAAAAGACAAACAUUGGUUAUUACACAAUCUAACUUUAAUAAAAACUGUUCAAUCAAGUCAAUUUUGGGAGUACAAAUGAAAAGGCUUUUUGUCAUUUUUUUUUUUUAGAAAUUCAAGUCAUGGAAGCAACGUAUCAUUUGAAAUCUAUGGUAUGAAUUCCACUGAUGACGGCAAACUACGGCUUGUGUAUGGUAUUCUUCAGCAAUUACUGCCGACAGUGAAACGGGACCUUUAUGAAAAAUUGGAUGGGAAAACUACAGGCUCGAAUUCUCUCAGUCCUGAACAGUCUCCCUUGCUUCCUCAGUCAGUGAGGAUGCACCGUGAAGCAAACACAUCAGAUAAGGGCACAGUCUCCAUCCAGAAUCACUUUGAUGGAUCAGACUUCGUUGGAAUGCCAUCAGGAGUCGAUAUGGACAUGAAAUACUCUGACUCUGCCCUCAUAAAAAAGAGCAACGGGAUGGUGUCAGAGAGUCGUGUAUACUUUUCUGAACAGCUAAAUCUUGGAGGCGAGAUUGACGGCCAGAGCGGUGGGGGUGUUCCUACGAUGAAAGUAACUUUAAUGAGCCGAAUAUCCCUCGUUGAGACUGAAUAUUUUGGAUUCGCCGAUUUAGAAACGGACGACCUUUUUGUGAAGCUGGUGGUUCGGAAGGCAACAGCGCGCAUUUCCGUAAACAAUACUCAAAGUGAAUCGAGUGAACAGAGCAACUCUGGCAACGCGUCGCUGAAACGCUCUCGGCGAUCGGUGUAUUACAACGUUAGCAACGUUAACGAGUCGCUGGUUGCUGAAAUCUGGGAUAGAAUCCCUCCAGUUUGUCUUUUCGUCAAUCGUACCACAUUUCUCCUUCUGAAUAAAACUGUUCUAGGCGUAAGAGUGAAAUUGCUUGCGUCCUUGACAGUUAAUAUCGACGGAGUUGGAAUACCACAAAUAGAAGUUGAGCUCACUUUGCAAAUUGGAGUGCGUUUAUUCACGGUUUAUAGUCGAAACUUCACAAUUCCGCCACAGUUGGGAACGGGCUUUACAGUUAUUGUGGCACGAAGGAGCACGAUUCUGGUGAGUAUGAUUAUGAUGAAAUGCCUUUUCUAGCGUGAGGCUAGGUUUACAUUAAUUUAAUAAAGAAAUAUAAAUGUGUCAGGGUUUCCAACAUUUAGGGUAAUCGAAUUCGCAGUCGUUCGUACACAUCAGUUAAAUACGAAAACAUUCUAUUCGUAUACAAAGUAUUCAGUUUAGAUCAGAUUCCGGAUUCCAAACACCCAAUCACGUGACCAAACCAGGAAAUUUUCAUUUCCAAUUCACGUAUCUGCGUAUAAACGGCAAAACAACUAAUCCGGUACCAAGAUGUUCCAGAUUCAUCACAAAUCUCCUUUCGUGUAAAUCUAUAGCUAGAGUGUGAAAAAGCAAAUGCCUGAACUCUUCCACUUGAUGCUUCCCUGCCCCACCCCCCUCCCCCUACGCCCGCUUCCCUCCCCAUUUUGAUCAAACUGUCUCUGUUGUUGGCAUCCACAGAAAUUUGUCCUGGAUCUAAGUUCAUUAAAACUUGUUUUAAUUUAAAGGGCCUCUUGGUAAUGAUCAUACUCUAAGAACGAUGUAUAGAACACACCCUUUAAAUACUUGGGCUUCUAAUCUGGCUAAUAUGGUAAUUAGUACCCAAUAACAUAACUUGCUAUACUAUUUUUCUCUUCACAGGCCUUAGACCUCUCUGAUUUUGGCAUACGAUCACUAAGAACAAAGCUCCUCCUAAUUUUUAAUGUCCAGUUCCGAGUUAGCCUUCCUGCUGACGGAAACUCCCUCGAUCCUCUUAAGCUGAAAGUUAAGGUAAUAAAUUUGAUUUAUUUGUCUGCUGCAUUACACCAGUUUUCAGUGGAGUGUCGAAAGAAAUAUUGUCUUAGCUUUUACUUUUACUGAAUUGCUCCUCCAUGUGAUUGGCCAAACAGUAUCGCGUUCAUCUCUCAAACAGUCACAACUUAUCAGAACCAAACCAAUCGUUUCCCCAAGCUACAGGCUGAACGUGAAAAUCCGGGUACUCAAUUGUAUCUAACCCAGUAAGAAGUAAAACCAAAACUAGCUUAACUUGCUUAAACGGCGGAGUAUUCCUGCGCUUAGGGCCUGCUACCGUUUCUUCGAGAUCUGAUUGGCUCAUAAUAUUACUUGAAAGGCGCACUUUGUUACUUCAGUUUGUUUUACCGCGCCAUGAUCAACUGAAAAACAGCUCGUCAUUAAUUAAAGAGGUCUCGGAAUGCAAAAUAUUGAAAGGCAGGCACUUUUCCUCUAUAUCCUAGAAUAUGUGCUUGGAAAAGGUCAAUUCCCCACGGCCUACAGAUAUAAAUGCAACGGACAAAAUGAAGGACAUAGUACAAACUUAAAAGAUGCAUUCUUACUGAUAGUGUUAGAAUGAUCGUGUCUUUAAACGAAACUUGCAUAGCAUGCAGUACGAGUAAACUUAGCAUGCGUUUGAAAAAAAUUACCAGGCAUUUCAUGAACACUGAGAACAAAGACCGACAACAUAAAAAGUAAGACUACACAACAUACUUUUAAACUGGGGAUAGCCAUUGGCUUGAGUUGGUCGGUGUUAUGUCGAGUUUUGCUAUGGGAAGCCAGCGCUUUUGGCCAUUAUAAAGUUGCGUAGGGAACUGGGUUAAUAUUCGUCUCCCAAAACAGUCUGCAAUUCGACUUAACGCAGACCCAGUCUCUCGCGAACCCUGAAAAGUCCGUUUAAUUUUUAUAAACGGACACAAACUAAUGAUUUUUCUGCUUCUGUCCAAAUGGGAACGACCUUUAUCCCUUUACGCACUUAGCCAAUCAGAAGCUGACGGUGUUUCCUGCUGUUGCAGGAAAUUUUGGGUUGUGGUAUGGGUAUUGUCCAAGGAUUUCUACUGAUUGCACCGUCCGCAAUUAAAACUAUCAAUCUUGACACCUUUCGCUAAGAAAAUAUCCCCUAAAUUAGUCGCUCCAGUAUGGAAACCGCAAACGCAAAUGUUUGCAUACAAGUAUGCAAAAGAAUUACAAAAUGAAACACCCAAAUGUAAGGACGUAUAAUCUAAAACCUAAAUGGGAAUAAAUUAAAUAUGGCGCUUUUGAAAUAUAAGUGGGGGACAUAUUUGUAUCCGAUCUAAUAAUAGCUCUUUUAUAUUCUUUGUUUUCUUCAGGUGGAACCUAUCACCAAGAUAUCCUUGUUUGUGAAGACAUUCCGUUUUAGCUAUUAUUGGUUCCGAUAUACCCAAGUUAGAGCUGUUAAUAUGCAGGGUACAUUGGUAGACGUUAGUCUCCCUGUGACCCUGUCCUUCUGUAAUGAUACGCUGUGUGCUUCAUUAUCUGUUCGCCUGACCGCGCUAAGACUGGGAGGCCGCAUUAUCAUUCGGCGGCCUCGAUUGGUAAUAAGGAGGGUGUGCCCCUUCAGGUGGGUGUGGAUCCCACUUCGGAGGAGCGGAUGGAGACGGGGAAGGAGAUGGGUAAGGAGACGGAGGUGCAGGUCCCUUAGACGGUGGGUGUAUGUAAACACGGUACACCUGCUCAGCGUAUUGUACCCCACAGUCAACAGGAACGAGACACUGCUCCAGGUCUGCAACAUGACGAAGAAUGAAAGUAUUUCAAUUUCACCAUCUUUGUCACCAUCAACGUCGUUUUCACUAUCUGCAUCGAUUUCCCUGUCGACCUCUGUAUCAAUUUCGCCAACUACAUCGGCAUCACCACCCGCGUCCCUAUCUACAUCGGCAUUGCCAUCCGCGUCCCUAUCUAUAUCGGCAUCACCAUCCACAUCCAUACCUACAUCG
This is a messenger RNA of Porites lobata, 6833 nucleotides long. The record is from the annotation of a GenBank genome assembly. Lineage: Eukaryota; Metazoa; Cnidaria; Anthozoa; Scleractinia; Poritidae.